Molecule: messenger RNA, 685 nt
Organism: Cucurbita pepo subsp. pepo (vegetable marrow)
Lineage: Eukaryota; Viridiplantae; Streptophyta; Magnoliopsida; Cucurbitales; Cucurbitaceae
Source: RefSeq, a predicted model, not a curated record
CUUUUCCAGAAAACCCUAAAAAAGCUUACCAGUUACCAUCCUCUCCCUUCCUUGUUCAUUCGUUUCUCUCAUAUCCUCAGUUGCCAGUGCCGUUCGCAUCACAUUUCUUCUUCUCACGCCUCCUACAAAUGCCGAAGCAAAUCCAUGAGAUAAAGGACUUCCUUCUGACUGCAAGAAGGAAGGAUGCGCGGUCAGUUAAAAUCAAGAGGAGCAAGGAUGUAGUGAAGUUCAAGGUUCGGUGCUCAAAGUACCUUUACACGCUCUGCGUCUUUGACUCUGAGAAGGCUGAUAAAUUGAAGCAGUCUCUUCCACCAGGUUUGAGUGUGCAAGAUCUUUGAACAAAGUAGUGUGUGUGGUUUUGGGUGAUCUUUCUUUGCACAAAAUCAAUCAGGAGGCUGAAGAGAAAAACGUUUGGCAAUAGAACUUUCUUAUUUAUUUUCAACCAUUGAAUGAAUGUCUUGUUUAGGAUUUUUAUAGGGACUGCUGGUGUUCUCGGCAUUAAUAGGACUUACAGUACCUUUUCAAAAUGUUCAACCGUCUGAGAUCGGUACGUCGUUGAUUCCAUUCCUUUGCUUCAAUUAUCAUUAGCCCUCUUUUUUUUUGCCCCUUCUGUUCAAACAAAAACGUUAUGAAGGUAUUCCUUCUCUGUUUGUUUGUUAGAUAACCAAACAUCAUUUUCUGUUCA